GCAGUCUCGCUUUUAAACCUCUAAACAAUUUACAAUUAUUGAAAGAAAGAAAACAGUGGAGACACAUUCGUGUCCAUAACAAUUCGUAUUACAUGACGUUUGAUAAGUUUUGUGCCAAAAUUUAUAAAUAUGGUGGACUUUAUAGGAGUGAAAAAAGUUGUUAAAAUUGCUUUAAUUUCAAGGAUUCUUUCUCUUGUAUUCCAGGGUGUGUCAAACAAUUUGUUAGUUGAUUAUGACACUUCGGUUGAACACCGUUCUUGCCAUCCCAACAACACCUAUCAAUCACCACACAAGCUCUCCACCAUGGACCAAAUUAUCUCAUCAACACUUGGUGGGCUUUCAAAAUGGGAUGCUGUAUACUUUCUAGACAUAGCACAAUAUGGCUACAAGUAUGAACAGAAUAUGGCGUUUUUUCCAUUGCUGCCUUUGAGUGUUCACACUCUUGGUGUAACCUUGAGACCCUUAACACUUGUUUGUAAGAUUAGCCAAAGGUCAAUCCUUUUACUCUCUGCAAUGUUAAUCAACACAGUUGCAUUCACAAUGGCCGCUGUUGGACUACAUAAACUCACAAGCACUGUAUUUCAUAGUCCAAAACUGGCUCAAAAGGUUGCAAUGCUAUUCUGUUUCAACCCAGCAAGUGUGUUUUUUUCAUCUGUCUACUCAGAAAGCAUCUACUCUAUGACCCAAUUUUGGGGAAUGUUGUAUGUUGAGAGAGGCAAUCAUCUUCCAGCAGCCAUUAUGUUCUCUCUAGGAACUUCAGCCAGAUCAAAUGGCAUAACAUCCUGUGGAUUUAUUGCUUACAAAUUUCUGAAAGAAAUAAUUCUUCAUUACCGUUUGUUUACAUCAAAAGCUGAGCGAAUACAACCAAUUGAUUUUGGUUUGAAAUGUCUCAGGUUAAUAUCCUUGUCAUGCUUGAUAUUUCUACCAUUUAUCUUAUUUCAAUACUUUGGCUACACCCUGUUUUGCAAACCUGUUCAAAUUUCACCAUGGUGUGACCACUACAUACCCCUGCCCUAUUCCUACAUACAAAAGCACUACUGGAACGUUGGUUUUUUGAAGUACUAUGAAGUAAAACAGCUACCAAAUUUUCUACUUGCCUUACCUGUGGUGAUUUUGUCAGCGUUGGGUAUCAGGGAAUAUUUGGGGCGACAAAGCAGAAGAGAUGUUUUGAGCCUCGGACUGUUGGUGCAAAAGAAGUCGAAUUCCUUAAACCUCUUCGCUUAUGUGGCUCACUUGAGUUUCCUGAUGGCGUUUGGUGUCACAUCAAUGCAUGUCCAGGUAGUCACUCGGUUCCUCCUAUCAUCUUCUCCGAUGGUCUACUGGAUUGCUGUUUCCUGGGUGACACCAGCAAGACAUGAUCAAGAUAGCAAGAAUAAUUCCAAUCUUAAAGCAAACUUUGUCUAUAUUUACUUUCUAAUGUACUACACUUUGGGAUAUUUACUCCAUUGUAAUUUUUAUCCAUGGACUUAAUGCUAUAGUCCAAGGUUAGAAAUAAAGAUCAAGGUUCAGCUUUUCUUAUAAUUUUUUUACGGCUUAUACUGCUACUAAACUCUAAAGCAAUGUUAAUCUUUAAUACGUAGUCUAUAAUCUUAUUAUACCACCAGAUUAGCGCGUGCUUGCGUUAACACCCUGCUAUUCUCGCAUUGGAAUGUAAAGCUGGUUUUCCACCAGCGACAUU
Molecule: messenger RNA, 1678 nt
Organism: Dendronephthya gigantea
Lineage: Eukaryota; Metazoa; Cnidaria; Anthozoa; Malacalcyonacea; Nephtheidae
Product: GPI mannosyltransferase 2-like
Exons: 3
Coding region: 130-1470 (446 amino acids)
Biological process (GO): GPI anchor biosynthetic process
Cellular component (GO): endoplasmic reticulum membrane; mannosyltransferase complex
Molecular function (GO): GPI mannosyltransferase activity; alpha-1,6-mannosyltransferase activity
Source: RefSeq, a predicted model, not a curated record